Harpia harpyja (harpy eagle) is the source of this 1664-nucleotide messenger RNA. RefSeq lists its product as uncharacterized. The record is from RefSeq and is a predicted model, not a curated record. Lineage: Eukaryota; Metazoa; Chordata; Aves; Accipitriformes; Accipitridae.
UAGACUGCGUACAUAUGACUUUCAGAUCUUUUAGCAGACUGAUUUUACUAGAAAGAAAAUACUACAAUGGUAAAGCUGAAUUCAGGUUCUCCAGCAUUUGCCUAUUUCUCACAGAAUGAAUGUGGCUGAUGAGAAACAUUCUGAUGUGGUCCAAGAAAACUGGGACAAAUUAAGAAGUUCUUUUGACAAGAAUUCAGACAUUUUUAAUAUUGAUGUGUUUCCCUGUUCAAGAGUUUUAAGAAAUGGUCCACAGUGCUCAGUUCAUGGAGUUUGCAGAGGUGGAAGACCAUGACGACUUUCACACUAGUGAAGAUGGAUAUAUUCACACACAGGACCAGCGAGGGGUUUACAUAAUAUAUGAUGUGGCUUUAGAGGACCUGAAGGAGGUUAAGUACCAGCUGCUGCUUGUGGCCAGCCAGUGCACUGAGAAAGAUAAAAGCAAUGUAACUUGUGAGCAAUUCAGUAGCAGCAACAUUCUUCACUGGGCACAUGCCUCUGUGGAUCAAUUUGCUGUGCUGCUUGACCUCUGGACCUGUGAAACUGCUCUCUUGGAAAAAAAAUGCCAGCUUCUAGAUGUUUACUCUGAAACUUACCAACAUGCUUUGGACCCAGAGGAAAGAUGCUUUGCCCAGCCAAUAACUGACAUCAUGCAUAAACGUCCAUGGUUUGAUCUCAACCUUGAAUAUUUUGUCAACACCUACAAAGAUGAAUGCAUCUGUUUACAACUUUACCUCCAAGUGCUGAGGGACAUAGUAAACCAACAAAUAGAUGCCCAGCGGGAUUAUGUCCACAAGAUUUGGCGGGAAGGUCAAAGAGGUGGCAUAGGUGAAUUUGGACUUCCUUAUAAUGUAAUUACUAAGCAGCUUAUCUCUCUUAAUACUAGCCAGUGAGUGAUUAUACAGUUUUAUUUCUCUGGAGAGUACCUCUUUCUGUUCUGGUUUCUGUAAUUGAUUGUAAAAAUUUGGGAUCUAGCACCUGAAAAUAAGACUAUUUGAAAAAAUGACAGUCUUAAGGUGAAUCAAGCAAUAGAUGAGUGUCACACGUUAUUUAGUCUCAUGCUAUUUAGAUAGCCAGAAAAACAUUCAAAGAAGAAAGUCGUUCCUCCCCCCUCAUGUUUACACUGCCCUUUCAUGACAAUGGAUUUGAUAAUUGCAUCUUGCAGUGCACCGGGACACUAAUAUUCCCAUGGGUAGACUAUUAAACAGUAGUGAUGAAGGUGGGUGCUGUGGUUAGACUACUCACUUCAGACUUGCUGCAUCAGUAUCCCGACCUGGCUUCACAACUUUCACGGCCCUUUGGCCGCAGUCUAUUGCUCUUUCCAGCACAACUGUCUAGCUGGAUGUGCGUGUACUCUGUUUUCACACGUGGAAUCCACAUCUUACCUGCAGUACAAACCUGCCACACGUUCCCCAUCCUGCAGCUGUGCAGCACUGUGUGUUAUGUGAACAGUUUACAUAGCAGCUAAUUAUACACCCAGAAGCCAACGGCCCCUUGCCUCUGGUCCCUUCUGGUUUCCUGCCUCUGUCUCCAGCUCCUUGGCCCUAUUCCUCCCCUGACACACAUUUUGAUUUUGUGUUGGUUAUCUGAGGGCUUAUUUUCAAGUGCAGUUUUAACAGGCGGGUAUAAUAGAUGUGAAAAUGCAGUUAAUACAACUGUCAGCUAAC